CCUCGAUCGUAAUGUCCUGCUUUGCUUUCUCAUUCUUUUUCACGAGCGUCAGAAGGAAUACUUGCAUUUACGCUACAAUGAACGUCCGCUCUAAAAUUUAUCAUGAUUGAUGAUUUACUUCCUCUAGGCGGGCGUCAUUCUAGGUCCUUCAGUUCUCGGGCGCAUCUCGACGUUUGCGUCUAGUGUAUUUCCAGCUAAAGGAAAAGGUGUCUUUGACACGUUCGCGCUGUUCGGUCUCAUGCUCUUCAUCUUCCUGAUCGGUGUUAAGACUGAUCCUUCCAUCGUGCUGAAAUCAGGUAAAAGGACAUUAGCCAUUGGAUUGAUAGGCUUCUUUCUUCCAUACGCAUUGAGUGGCUUCACAGCAUUCAUGCUCCACCAGUUCCUGAGUUUGGAUUACGACGUAGCCAAGGUGCUUCCUUCACUGGUAGCUAUGCAGUCCAUGACGGCCUUUCCAGUUAUUGCUUGCUUUCUUGCCGAGCUCAAGAUAAUCAACUCAGAAAUUGGACGCCUAGCAUCCGCAUCUUCAUUAAUCUGCGAUGUUUGUCAUUGGUCUGUUAUGACGGUCAAGUACGUGGUGUACUUAGCUACCACAAAAUCAUUGAGAACCUCUUUUGGAUCCUUCUUCUCAAUGGUGCUGCUCACGAUUUUCAUCGUGUUUGGAAUUCGUCCAGCUGCUCUGUGGGCAAUCCAACGCACUCCAGAAGGCAAACCUGUGAAUGAGAGAUAUAUUACUGCAGCUGUUGUAGCCCUUCUAUCUUGUGGGUUCAUUGCAGAAGCAAUUGGCUUUAGUGCCUUUUUGGCAUCCUUUCUUCUGGGUCUGGUUAUACCAGAUGGACCACCCUUGGGAGCUACAUUGGUGGAGAGGCUCGACUGUUUUGUUUCAAUGCUGCUAAUGCCCACGUUUUUCACCACAAGUGGACUAAAAAUGGAUGUCUUUGCCAUAAAAUCUCUAAAGAAUGUCGGCAUCAUUCAGUUAACUGUUCUUGUCGGUUUUGUUGGCAAGCUUGUAGGGACAACAUUGCCCCCACUCUUCUUGAGGAUACCAAUUAGAGACGCUCUGUCUCUCGGUCUUAUAAUGAAUUCAAAAGGCAUUGUAGAACUUGCUAUGUUGAAUCAUUGGAGGAUGACCAACGUCAUGAAUGAAGAAUGCUUCGCCAUUUCAAUGAUCUCUGUGGUGGUUGUAACAGGAGUUAUCACGCCCAUUGUUAAGCUUCUAUAUGAUCCUUCAAGGAGAUUUGUCGCCUACAAGAGGAGGACUAUACUCCAUAACAGGCAUAAUGAAGAAUUGCACAUUCUAGCCUGUAUCCACAAUGAAGAGAACAUUCAAGCGACACUGAGCCUCCUCAAUGCCUCGAACCCCACGAAGGAGAGCCCAAUCAAUUUAUGUGUCCUCCACCUUGUCAAGCUUGUUGGUCGUGCUUCAUCUCUUCUGACUGCUCACCCGCCACGUGAGAAGGCCUGCAAUAGCGCUUCUGAGUCUGAGCGCAUCUUCGGCAUAUUCAGGAAUUUCGAGCAAAAAAAUCAAGGCAGUCUAAUGCUGCAUUGCUACAAGGGAGUUUCGCCCUAUUCGACAAUGCACAACGAUGUGUGUUCCCUAGCUUUAGAGAAGAGGAUCACCCUGAUAAUCAUCCCUUUCCAUAAGCAGUGGAAGCCUUGGGGAACAGUAGAGAUGAGUCAUGCUUUUCGGGAACUGAACAAAAAUGUACUGGGGAAGGCGCCUUGCUCAGUUGGCAUUUUGAUAGAGCAUAGCAGUAGGAAGAAGUACCAUGCGGAGUCUUCUUAUUACAGAGUUGCCGUGCUCUUCUUUGGGGGUGCGGACGAUAGAGAGGCACUAGCAUAUGCCAGACGAAUGUCGCAACACCCAAGCGUACUACUUACUCUAAUAAGAUUUUCCAGCUCAGCGGAUAUAGUAGAGGGCACGGCGAGGAGCAAAUUGCUUGAUGGUGAUAUCUUGAAGGAUUUCAGGAGCAACGCCCGAAGAUAUGAACGGGUUUCUUACCAAGAGGAGGAGGUCGUGGACGCAUCAGAUGUGAUUCGAGUGUUAAGAUGUAUGGAAAACGGUUACGACCUUGUUCUGGCCGGGAGACGCCAUGGAGAGUCGACGCUGAUGCAAGAAGUAAGGAAGUGCAGCGAGAGAGCAGAUUUGGGAAUGAUUGGGGACGUUCUUGCGACUGCAGAUUUUAGAUGCGGAUCUUUGAUAUUGGUAGUGCAACAGCAAACUAAAGUAUGGGGACUGCGUGACCCUGAAGAGUCUUCCCGGUUGAGAAGAAUAAAAUUGUAGAGUUGGGGAGAGAUAAUAGGCGACGGAGAUGAGAUAGCAGAUGUACAGUAAAUGCAUUUUUCAGAUAAUUUCAAUAGGUCUUUCUUUUUAUUUUUCAACCUGCCAAACACAAUACAUAGAUGAGUCUCCAUCUUCCUAUUUCACUCCAUCCCCACAAUCUUUCGACAAGAACGGCCUCAUGCUAUAAUG
Molecule: messenger RNA, 2470 nt
Organism: Eucalyptus grandis
Lineage: Eukaryota; Viridiplantae; Streptophyta; Magnoliopsida; Myrtales; Myrtaceae
Product: cation/H(+) antiporter 15
Exons: 2
Coding region: 239-2281 (680 amino acids)
Biological process (GO): proton transmembrane transport; regulation of pH
Cellular component (GO): endomembrane system; membrane
Molecular function (GO): antiporter activity
Source: RefSeq, a predicted model, not a curated record